ACCAGCGGUCUUAGUAAGUUACGAACUGCAUGCAAGUGCGCAUCGAUCAUAUUGACGGCUGUCUCUCGGCUGAUCCCGACGGUAUGUCUUGAUACGCUUCGCUGUUUCCUUUUUUUUUUCCUCGUCUCCGUAUUGCAAUUUCGCGUCGGUACCGUUGGAUUCUCACUUCGCAGCGGGAUUUUCCGGGAUAAAUCUAACAAACUGGCUUGGAGUUUGUAAAUUUGUCAACUUACGAAGAUUUAUCGACGACGACGACAACGACGACGACGACGACGACGACGACGACGACGACAGAUAGAGAGGAAAAACUCGCGCGUUCGAAAGAAGGCAAUUCAACGACGAUAGAGCAGUGUGAUACGCGACGAAGAAGAAAAACAAGACCUUGAACGAAGUGCGCGUGUGCAUCACGAGUGCUCGCGAUUUUACCGCUCGCUUUAAUUGUCGCGCUAUUUAUCUCUUGCCGACUACCGCACCUUCGUGCGAUCGUACCUACAUAUCGUUCGGAAAAAAAAACCCAAGACAAUUUAUUGAAGGAUAUACGAAUACAUAUGAUAUUAAAUUAUAAUUUGAAUUACAAUAUUCAAGAUAUAUGUAUACAUAUAUCUCGUAAGCGGGAAAAAGGUGUGCACCGCGAGAAAAGAGGGCGAGACGAGAAAACGCGCUAGAAAAGUGACAAAGAGAGGAGGAAACUGUCCAUUUCCCGAGGCGAAGACUUCUUGCCGUCUGCUUUCCCUUCCUCCUCUUUUAAUUCCGUAUGCUCGUAUUUCGUAUUACGAUCGUAAAGUGCCGUCGCGACGUGCGAGUACCGUGCAACGCGAAGGAUCGCGCAGCGGAUGCUGUACGUCUCUAAAUCGCAGUCAUACGAACGUGCACGUGUGGCGCAGCCAGGGUGCUGCAGACGGCCGCGCGGUAACGAACGAAUUACGCGAGAAUUCCGUAUGCGAUACACGCGGGUAAGGGGAUUCUUUUCGAUCGAGCGCGCCGCGCCGCGAGCCGCGCCGGCGGAUCUUGCGUGAUUACUAGAUACAGUGUUGCUCGCGCGUGACGAGAGCCAGUGGACCCUCACACGAACACCGUCAAUUUAUCCAAAGCCUUCAUUAUACGAAACAACCACUGCGAGCCAGCAAGAAGGCACAGAAAGAGAAAAAAAGAGAAAAAGAGAGAGAGAGAGAGAAAGAAAGAGAAAGAGACAGACAACAGGAAAGUAGAGUGAUAUUGGAUAGAGAUAGAAGAAUUUGCAAAACAGCUCUAUGCACAAGACAACGGAUAAUAAUCGCCGUUAUCUCGUUUGAACGAAACCAGAUCCGUCAAUUUCUUUGCUCUUGGUGAAAGAUCUGAUCACAAUCAUUGUGACAAGAGAAGAGGAGAACGGCUUUUCGUCAAUUAAUAUUAAAGUUCUUCGAGCGCCAUGAGUAACGAUGAAAGAAGUAGACCUAUGAAGAGAAAAUUAGAAUACGAAUCAGCAGAUUCGACACCCACUAAAAGAAGGAAAUCUGAUCGGAAGGAUCCGACGUGUGGACGAUGCAAAAUUCAUGGAGUGGUGGCAAUUAAGCUCAAAGGACACAAGCAUUACUGCCAAUUUCGAGCAUGUAGUUGUGAAUUGUGCUCUAUUUAUCUGAGAAGAAAAAGAUUAUCGGCAGAUCAGAUAGCUUUAACAAGAGCGAGAAAAUUGAGCGAAGAGCAUAAAAGAUUACCUGAAGAGGUGCCAUCAUCGAUUUUAAACAUCAUUUCCCACAGAAAAUGUGGUCUCCACAUUUUAGUGGAACAUACUUGGAGGGAGAUGAAAGAUCCUCUCAUCGUGAGAUAUAUUCAUCCAAAGAUGUUGCGUAUCUUCGACAUUCUCGUUCAAUAUGCCUAUCACUUGGACGAGGGAAUUACAUUGGAGAGCCUUUUGAAAUCUGCUAAAGACUGCAUCUCCCAAGUCAUUCAUGAAGACCCGAUGUCAUACAUGAUGACAUUCCAACAAGCAGCAUGCUGUUAUCUUGCGCCACCGGUCGUGAGAGCUUCAGAGGAGGCGCCUAUUGGAAUAAGAUCGCUGCAGUAUCCAUUCCAAAAUUUUCCAAAAUUUUGGCCGACUGACUCCCUGUCAAUAUUAGCGUCAAGUACAUCUCCGUUUCCUGAAAACUCGAUAAAACCUCCAACUGAUCCAGCCAUUAAACCUUUUACUGAUCGUACUACUGAACCUCCUACCGAACCUUCUGUAUCUUCUGACUCUUCCACUGAAUCUUCUACAUAUUAUUGAUCAAUCGCUGAUAAUCAGUGAAGUAAAUCGACGAGAAAAACAUGUCGAAUCCAAAGAAACUCGCGUCGCCUCCGAAGUGAUAGAACGGCUGUCGGGACGAGCAUCGGUUCUGACUAUCGAUCAUCGCCAACUCGUUUCGGACAUCGUUUCACGAGGUGUACGGCCAGCACUGCUACAUACCCAGUGGACCGAGCAAAUCGCUGCCAAUCGAGGAACACUUGGAGAAGUCGCGAUAAAGUCGUCGUGUCGGUUCCGCGGCAUAUUCCAAGACGUUUUUCCAUCCUUCGCUCUUAAUCCCCGAUUGCAACCGCGGUCUCUCGUGGGAAGACGAAAGAGAAAACUUGGAAAAAUUUCCGCUGCUUUACAAACUCUCUCACGAUGAUUAACGCCAUCGCGUUCUGCCGCGGUAAUAGAUCGAGCGAUCGUGGACCGCCAUGCGGACCAGCGGGAUCGUUAAGAUUCAUAGAGCGUAACUUUGCUCAUUUCCAAGCGGUCAGUCGCAUCUCUCCGAGGGACAGAGACGCUGAAUUGUACACGUCGCGCGCGGAUUUUCGUUUCGGGACGAAACGAAAUCGACGGAGCCUGAUGUUAUACGGCGAGGCAACUUCCGCGAGAGGCAGCUCGAUCAAACGGGAUCCCGGAGAACGAGAACGCCGUGACAUGCCGCUUCUGACUCCCCCUGAGCGGUCCUUGUUCGACGAGUUCGUAUCUCUCGCGUCCUCCUAACGUGUCCGCCCAUUUUUAAUUCGGUGUAAGAACUUGCGAUGGCAAGAUGCAAAAACAGCGGCAAGCUCCCGCUGCGGAGAGACGGAACGUAAGCGCGACAGGCGUCAAGCGGAUCGCUAAAGGAAUCUGUCCAAUCGUAAGCGACGGUUUUAUUCGCUGGUCCACCUCAACGACACGUGUGUGGCCAAUUUCGCGUGUGUGGACAAUGGAUGGUAGCGGUGGCCGCGUUUGCAGGCGAGGCGCUGGCCGAAUUAAUCGACAGACUAUAGUGAUUUAACGCUUUCUGCUUUAUUCAUAUAUAUCACACGCAUAUUUGACUACUGCAAACGCCGUUUUCUCGAUUUAUAUGUGUUGUUCAAUGUCACUGGAAGGUGCGAGACGUGCAGCCCACGCAUGAUCGAACAUUUCAAUCAUCGAUACAUCAUGUAAUACUUAAGUCUCGAUAGAUUUUUCUGCAUAUAAAAUCUCUCUGUUGAUCAAAGGUGGAAUGUAAGAGAUAUUUUUUUAUUCCACUUUUGAGGUAUAUUCACGGAAAUCAUGCUUGUCCAAUGCUCAAAGAAUGGACAAGUGACAACCUUUUAUUCUUAAUAAUAUUGUAAAACGUAAUUAUCAUAGUGAUUAUCAUAGUGAUUAACGUGAGUGAAUCAUUUCGAUGAUGAGUAAAUCAUUAAUCUUCGGAAUCGUGAGUUAAUCUAAAUCCAUAUUAAAAUUCUUUUUCGCGCCGUGUACGACGCAUUAUCAUAUUCUCCGAUAAUUAAAACUUUUUUUCACAAAGGCGUGUGCAUCUGCGCGCAUAAUCGCAAAAUCGGCGGAUGUAUCAAUCGUGCGAUGCGGCGCAAUAAAAUAGCCGCUAAAAAAAACUGGUCGCUCCACCUCGCGGCAAAUUAAUUUACAAAUAAGAGCACCGAAAAACACUGUCCCUUCGAUAUGCAGUCUCAUUCUCUUCGGCUUGCUUCUUUUCUCGGCUUGCCUCUCUCCCGGUCUUCUCUCGCUCUUCUUCGCGCGAAACACGUUUCGAGCAACAAUUUGAUGCAUAGCCCGAUCGAAUAUUACCAUAGAAUACUUAAUGACUCAUUUCCGUAAAUGAAUUUGCGAACAUGUACGCCGCGCUACGUCAAAUUUAUCAUCAUCGUCUCGUUUAAUUUGUAACUGAGGAAUUAAUUUGCAUUUCAAGCGGGUGUUUGUAGAAACAAAAAAAGAUUCACCCUUGAGAGAAUUCAUAUUUCACGUAAAAUUUUACGACUAAAUUUUUUUUCUUUUUUCUUUAUUCGUACAUAUAAGAUGUGUUAUUUCUCUUAGAACUUUCUGUUAUGUUUCUUGCUUAGAUAUUAAUAAUAAGAUUAGAGAUUUAACUAGAGUUAAUUUAAAUAGCUUUACAAACACGCGUGCAUUCAUAUAUAUGUAUACGGUAUACACGUGAUUACUUUAUUCUCUUACUGUACAUCGUACUGGGAGUUCUUCAGAGAUGUUACAACAGGUUCGUAUUUGCAUAAGAAGCGCCGUUCUACUUUCGCCUUGCGAAGAGAAAUUCUCACGGACAGCACAACGGUGACUCCAGACGAUUGACUUUUAAUUAACCAUCGCACGACAUUGCACGAAGUGCACGCACUUGGUGCAAUCUCUUUGUUACGUGUGAGUUUCGCGUCAGAUGUCUGUAUGAAAACAACAUACAUGGCGACCUAUCGGGUAGCGACCGUUAGCCUAUAAUUUUCGGCAUCCUGGCGUUUAUUAUCCCGCAAUUGUAGUUUAAGGCAGCUCGCUUCGACGCCGCUGUACAUACGGCUAAAUGCAUAAAGAAAUGCGACUGGAGUGCAAUUGCUUUAUCAUCUCGAAUCAUCCGGCGGAGGAAUGAACGAGUAAAUCGAAUUACGCGACGCGACCUGUUGCACUCGGGCCGUGUUCCGAUAUGCACUGGCUCGAUAGAGCAGGAGCACUCUAUUCUUCCGCCGCAGAUAUUCUUCGCCAUUCUCGAAAGUUACAUCGAAUUCGUUAAACGAUAUUCUCGUGAAACUUAAGAGUCGCGAAGUGUCAACGGAAUGCUCGUCGUAAACGGCGUGCGUAAACGUGCAUUGUACUCACGUCUGUUACCUGCUUGCGUGUGAAACAUGUGAAUCACAUAUAUCUACACGCACACGUAUCACCUCGGUUAGAUAUGCGUGCGUACGUUCGUACAUUUUACAAAGCGCUAUGAACGAUGCGUCGAAUUCUCUACGAUUUCUUAGAAAACAGGACUCAUUCAUGACUUUCCGACAGCCUCUAGUGUCAGAGAAACUGAAAGAGAUUGGGAUUUUAGCGAGCAAUUGUGAAUAAACCGUCAAACUAUCAAUUACUAUGAGAUGCUUUUAUUAUUUCGGCAAAUUUUUUUCCAAAGCCUGUAAAGUAUUCAAUGUCGAAAGGAAAGAUUUAAUUUGAUUUUUAAUCAGUAAUUAUAUUAAAACACUAUUUUCAUCAUUUUAAUCCGUAAUUCGAGUAAUUAAAAAUCUAUUUUCCAACAAAUUUCGCCGUGAUGUAACGUACGUCUCGUACUUUGAACAUUAAUGUCCGUACGACUCGGGCGAGAUAACCCCUUAAAUUCGACGAUCGUUAAUGCACUUUUCGAAGGUACACGAUUUUUAGAGAUUCGACAAUUUCGACACGAGCGUGAGGUGCUGCGCUAAGGCGCUCGUAUAGUAGGUCUGCUCUAUCUUUGCGAAUUUUACAUGCUGUCGCCAUAUUUUUUUAAGCAAUCACUUUUAAUAUAAACGUAAUGUAAUAAUUUAUCUCGUAAGUGUAUCCGUUAAAGGCACACAUCCUUUCACUUUUUAGGUAAAAGUACUCGCGCCGUUUGAAUAAUAAAUGCGCGACGCGAGUAUUAAACUACUGGUGUUAGCGAUGGCGAUUAAUUCGGUCCUUACAUACUUAUUCGUAAUAUCUAUCGUUUUUUUUUUUUUAAUUGUAAGUACUUAUUAAGAGACUUAUUCGCGAAUAGUUUGCCGUGAAGCCAGCUCUCUACAAGGAAUUAGUUAUUAAUUGCUGUUUAUUUCUUUAAGAAUCGCUCGUUUCACGCAGUUCGUCGAUGGAAGGAUAGUGGGUUUAAUAUUUGACGUAUAUAUAUUAUUCUAAUCUAAUAGAGUAUUUUCUAGCACAAGGAGGGUCGUAAAUUCUCUCGGUUGUGAGUUCGGUUGUGAAAAAGAGCACUCUUGCAUGAUGCAAAAUGCUACUUCUCCCCCCGAUCGAGAAGAUCCUUCUAAGCGUUAUUCUACACUUAAUAAGAUUGUCUUUUGUUGAAAAAAAAAAAAAAAUUAUAAUAGACACCAAGUUCUCUAGUAAUCGACAACUACGUACCAUAUUAGGAUACUUUACUGAACCUUCUAUCUAAAAUAGCGUAUGCGCUGUAACGCGACUGUAAAAUUAUUUUCGUAAUGAAUAUUGUUGUUUAAUAGGCUAUCAAGAUCUAACGGCACAAAGCAAGCAGACAUUUGAAGAACAUAAAAAAACUAAAGAAAAAAUACACCGGCAGUUAUAUAUUCGCACGAAGCGUCGAUCUACAUGUGAAAACGCUAGAUCAUGAAAUCAAUCGCAAUGAAUUUCGCAUCUUUAUACUCGUGACUCGCAUCGAACGAGUCCAAUGUAGCUAAAGUGUAAAAAGCAUGAAACUUUGUAAAUCGUCUUUGUUUAAUGAUUCGUAACCAGUGACAGUAUCCGAGUUAAAGAAAGGAGGAUCCCGAGUGUCUACUUAAUAAUACCUAUCUACUUGCUCUAAUAAAUUUGGCUGUUGUAGUUAUUUGUACAACGAUUCGUAGAAAGAUACCGUGUGAUGGAAAGUAUGGUAAUGACAACGACCGUAAGAUGAAAGAUGAUUAUGAUUAUGAUGUGAUGAAAAUGGAAGGGUACCUUUGCAUGGAAGAAAAUAAGAAAGUGAAAUGGAACGAAUAUGGAGCGUACGCAUAUUGUUGUUUAUUAAGUGUUAUGUUAUAUGGCAUAUAAAUAAAAUAGUACUGCUAUGCAUAUAAUCACA
Molecule: messenger RNA, 6965 nt
Organism: Solenopsis invicta (red fire ant)
Lineage: Eukaryota; Metazoa; Arthropoda; Insecta; Hymenoptera; Formicidae
Gene: Dsx
Exons: 6
Coding region: 1409-2242 (277 amino acids)
Biological process (GO): regulation of transcription by RNA polymerase II; sex differentiation
Cellular component (GO): nucleus
Molecular function (GO): RNA polymerase II cis-regulatory region sequence-specific DNA binding; DNA-binding transcription factor activity, RNA polymerase II-specific
Source: RefSeq, a predicted model, not a curated record